AUGGGCUCAACAGACCCCUACCGUCUCGGCCGCGACGUCAUCGCCUCCACACGUCUCAAUCUCCAACACUACAUCUGGAAAGAGAGCAUCGGAUACCUCCUUCACCCAUCCAUCCGAUUCCCCGACGCCAGCAGCAACAGCGACAUUUCCAUAGCCGAUGUAGGGACCGGCACUGGAAUCUGGCUCCUCGACCUCCACCGCCAAUACCCCAACGCCACGCUCCACGGCUUCGACAUCUCCUCGGAGCAAUACCCUGCCCCGGGAUUCCUCCCAUCUAACAUCUCCCUCCGGCAUCUCAACAUUCUGGAGGAGAUCCCAGAGGAGUACGUGGAGAAAUAUGAUGUCGUGCAUGCCAGACUUCUUGUGCAAGUUGUCUUGCAAGCGGGUGGGGAUCCGAGGCCCGUGAUUAGGAAUUUGAUGAGACUUGUUAAGCCCGGUGGCUACAUCCAAUGGGAAGAACCCAACGACGACGCAGGCAACCGGCCCCUCGUGAAGAGUGAUCCUGAGACUACGGUCUCGGAGAACUCGGAGGAACUUAUGAAGAGGAUUGAUGGGAAGUUUAGGUCGAAGAUGCCUUCAUGGUCCAUCCACCUCGCAUCAACCCUAGCGGAGCAAGGACUGCGCGAUGUUCUCCGCGAUGAAUGCCAUCCGGGCACGUACACGCUUAUUCUGGACCAGAUGAAUUAUCUGGGCCUCUUUGGGGAAUUGAUCAGUAAGGUGCCUGGGGAGGAGAAGGGAGAGCUGAAUGAGUUGUUGGAGAAGGCGGCGGUGGAGGCGAGGGGGGGUGUCGCGUGGAAGGUGAGGCGGUUUGUGUUUUUGGCGAGGAAGUAG
Molecule: messenger RNA, 831 nt
Organism: Aspergillus piperis CBS 112811
Lineage: Eukaryota; Fungi; Ascomycota; Eurotiomycetes; Eurotiales; Aspergillaceae
Product: S-adenosyl-L-methionine-dependent methyltransferase
Exons: 4
Coding region: 1-831 (276 amino acids)
Source: RefSeq, a predicted model, not a curated record